GUCCCACCUCCACGGAAGGUCCUGACGAGGCAACAUGCCUCCCAAGAAACCUGAGCCUAAGAAGGAAGCGGCCAAGGCAGCCCCAGCCCCAGCCCCUGCCCCAGCUCCUGAGCCCCCCAAGGAGCCUGCCUUUGACCCCAAGAGUGUAAAGAUAGACUUCACUGCUGACCAGAUUGAAGAAUUCAAAGAGGCCUUUUCGUUGUUUGACCGGACCCCGACCGGAGAGAUGAAGAUCACCUACGCGCAGUGCGGAGACGUGCUGCGGGCCCUGGGCCAGAACCCCACCAACGCCGAGGUGCUGCGCGUCCUGGGCAAGCCCAAGCCCGAAGAGAUGAAUGCCAAGAUGCUGGACUUCGAGACGUUCCUGCCCAUCCUGCAGCACAUCUCACGGAACAAGGAGCAGGGCACCUACGAGGACUUUGUGGAGGGGCUACGUGUGUUCGACAAGGAGAGCAAUGGCACGGUCAUGGGCGCCGAGCUGCGCCAUGUCCUGGCCACCCUGGGAGAGAAGAUGACUGAGGCAGAAGUGGAGCAGCUGUUAGCUGGGCAAGAGGAUGCCAAUGGCUGCAUCAAUUAUGAAGCCUUUGUCAAGCACAUCAUGUCUGGGUAAAGCAGAUCCCUUCAGGGUGAGUACAGACUCUCCAUCCUGGUCCUUUCUGCGCGUCCACACAGCGAUUUUGGAACAACACCACAUGUCCCAGAGCUCUUCUGUCCCAGCCCUGACCCCUGAAGAGGAAACCGCAGGGGUUCAUGACUGGAGAGCAGCCCAGCACCUCCCAUCAUUUCCUCUGCAUUUUCCCAGCUCCUGUCCCCUCCCAUC
Molecule: messenger RNA, 820 nt
Organism: Rhinolophus ferrumequinum (greater horseshoe bat)
Lineage: Eukaryota; Metazoa; Chordata; Mammalia; Chiroptera; Rhinolophidae
Gene: MYL4
Product: myosin light chain 4
Exons: 6
Coding region: 35-610 (191 amino acids)
Cellular component (GO): myosin II complex
Molecular function (GO): calcium ion binding
Source: RefSeq, a predicted model, not a curated record